This is a messenger RNA of Anarrhichthys ocellatus (wolf-eel), 2827 nucleotides long. RefSeq names its product protein tweety homolog 3-like. The transcript has 15 exons. Lineage: Eukaryota; Metazoa; Chordata; Actinopteri; Perciformes; Anarhichadidae. The record is from RefSeq and is a predicted model, not a curated record. The coding region runs from base 598 to 2262 and encodes 554 amino acids. Gene Ontology annotation, cellular component: plasma membrane. Gene Ontology annotation, molecular function: intracellularly calcium-gated chloride channel activity; volume-sensitive chloride channel activity.
AGAGAGAGAGAGCGCUGUGCCGCAAAGCCCCGUCCUCCAGGGCUUCUUUAAACACCGUGUUCGCUUCACGCUCCAACAAUAUCAUCCAAUUGAAGAGCCGCGGCGCUAAACUCUCUUCAACUCGACGACGGUCAUCGUGGGAACAGCACCGACGAGCACCGACCGACGAUACGGUGUAAGAGCGGAAAGAACAACGACGGCGUGAACGGUAACAACGUUGCGGGUCAACGACUUUAACCCCUAAUCGGCCGAGGCAUUGUUGCUCUCUGGGGGAAGGCAGUGGAAACAGGAGGGCGUCUCGGUGAAAUGAGAGCGCACCGGGUCGGUGACCGUCGUUCCGUUGUUUUCGAUGUGGUUGGGACCGCAGCGAGCUCGGUGCGGCCGCGUUGAUGCAGCAGCAGCGCACGGCUGUGGUGUUCAAAUCCACCACAAUAGAAGAAUAGAAGAAGACAAUAGGUGAACCACACCGCCGGCCCUCGGACUCCUAAAGACUCCACCAACAAACGAGAGUCUGCACCCGCUUUGGCUUCACCGAGUGUCCGUUGUGAGGAAUCAGCUCUGAGAGUGAAGUGACAGGCGGCAGGUAGCUGGAUCAGGAUGGCGGCCGUGGUGAACUACUCUCCGCCCUGGUGGGUGAAUCUGCUCCACCGGAUGCCUCAUUUCAACAUCGAAUUUCAGCUCGUCAGCAGUGACUUCAGACCGGAGGACUCUGAGUACCAGAAGUCCAUCUUGCUGCUCGGGGCGGUGGCGUUGCUGUGCCUGGGCCUGGACCUCCUCUUCCUCCUCUUCUACUCAUUCUGGCUCUGCUGCCGGCGACGCAAGAGCGACGACUCCUCGCACUCUCGCACGCACUCCCAGCAGCCCAGCGCCGACUGCUGCUGCACCGCCUGGUGCGUCAUCAUCGCCACGCUCGUCUGCAGCGCCGGCAUCGCUGUGGGGUUCUACGGAAACGGCGAGUCGAGCGAUGGGGCCAGCCGCUUGGCGUACUCCCUCCGCCACGCCAACCGCACCGUGUCCGGGGUGGAGAAACUGGUGUCAGACAGCGCCCUCGCCUUAAACCAGACAGUGGAGGAGAACUUGGUCCAGCUGGAGAUAGCCUUCCAGGAGCAGACGGACUACGUGUCCAUCAUCCAAAAGCUGCAGGGACAGCUGGACGAGCUGGUGAGGCUGAUGGUGGACAUUCCCUUCUGGUCCAACACUGACAUUUCCCUGGAGGACUUGGCCCACAAGACGGAGGCUUUUGAUUUUUACAGGUGGCUGGGGUACCUCAGCCUGCUGCUGUUCGAUGUACUCAUCUGUCUUCUGGUGCUCUUCGGCCUGAUACGCAACUCUAGAGGCACUCUGAUUGGCGUGUGUCUGCUCGGUGUGCUGACUCUGAUCAUCAGCUGGGGGUCUCUCGGCCUGGAGCUGGCUGUCGCUGCUUCCGCCAGUGACUUCUGCGUUUCCCCGGAUACCUUCGUCACCAGGGUAACCAAGGAAAACGCUGUCAUCGACCAAGAUAUCCUGCAGUAUUACUUGAGGUGCAGCCCUGGCCAAAUCAACCCCUUCCAGCAGAGGCUGUCAGGGAGUCACAAAGCAUUGGUGGAGAUGCAGGAUGAUGUGGCAGAGCUACUGAGAUCAGCGACACGUGAUUAUGCCAACACCAAGGGGAGUCUCGAGCAAAUCCAGUCCGUGCUGAAUUCCACCGAGGUCGGUCUUCACCAGCUGACCGCUCUGGUCGACUGUCGCAGCCUACACAUGGACUACGUCCAGGCGUUGACUGGGCUGUGUUAUGACGGGGUGGAGGGCGUCAUCUACCUGGUUCUCUUCUCCUUCGUCACUGCUCUGAUGUUCUCCUCCAUUGUGUGCAGCGUGCCACAUACCUGGCCUGGCAAGAGGACGGAUGAGGAAGACGGAGAGGACGAGUCGGGUGCCUCGCGGGGCGGUGUGCACGAUAACCUGUACCGCGUUCACAUGCCCAGUCUCUACAGCUGUGGCUCCAGCUACGGUAGCGAAGCUAGCCUGCCCGCUACAGCCCACACUGUCAGCAAUGCCCCCGUCACUGAAUACAUGAGCCAGAACGCAAACUUUCAGAACCCUCGGUGUGAGAACACCCCCCUGAUUGGCAGGGAGUCCCCUCCACCCUCUUACACCUCCAGUAUGAGAGCGAAGUACCUGGCCACCAACCGACCGGACCAGAACCGACGCUCCGUUCCCAACGACCAACUGGACCCGGCUAGCCGGCCUCACCCCGCUGCCCGACCACAGUCCUCAGUCCACUAGAGACCAGAACCGCACCAGUCCAACCCAGUACUGCCUAAAUCCAGUUUUCACAGCCAGUAACGAGAUCCAACUCAGCGCUCAGCAGAGCUCGAGCAGAGCGGGGCCUUUUGUUAAAAGCACCAACAGGACCCCGCUUUGUCAAGGUCCACUGAACUUCACCAACACCGACCGGUUCCCCACAAACAACACAGCAAGUCCGAACUCACCAACCGAGCACCUCAGCGAAGGACUGCCCUCUGAAGGUCCACUUCUACUUCUCGGCCCCAAUUAUCCAAAAGUUUAAAAGCCGACGCCCAUCCCAGAAGAUCACGAUUUCUACUCCUCUCCACCCCGAGCUGUGACACAUCAGCCCACAUACCCACAAUGCACAGCAACUAAAGCACCUUGGCUCUGGGUUCGUCCACUUUCUUCUUCUACUUUUCAAUUAUCUCUCCGCUCCACUGGGAUCCGUACACUGCCCUCCGGUGGAGACAGCUCCCACCACUCAAUCCCCUGACACUUUUACAUUUAGAUCACACACACACACACACACACACACACACACACACACACACACACACACACA